GCCCUUCCCCUCUCAUCGCGUCCGCUCGACCUUGUUUACACGAUUUCCUUCGCUUUCCACAUCCCAUAACACCUCAAUGCGUUUGCCACCGAACUUUGCACCCAGUGCCUUACCGGGAUGCACAAGUGGUACCUAGAGUUCAGCCAGGAUCCUCUCAUGGUUAGAAUGGCAAACGGGAAGGGAGCGAACGAGUUGAUUUGGUUCAGGUUGUUCUUGUGGAUGGAACUUCCCAACGUUCGUGCUCGGCAUCCAUGGUCUCUUGAAGAAAUUGCCCAAAAUCUACCCUCUGCUCCGUCUGUACGGUGCCUCUACAGCGAAUAGGACUCCUUACUUUCUUGACAUUGGAGCUGAAACUCUGACGUUUAGCUCCUCACACGAAUUCUUGAAACAAGGAGAUGGUUCUUGGGGAUUACGAGAGCACUUAUAAAUGUGUUACUUGUACUUGCCGAUCACUCAAGCAAAGCCCGGAAAGUGUUAACUUUGCGUCACCCUGUACCCAUAUUCACCUACUUACACGUUUCAUAUCUCUCGUACAUAAUGAUGAUUAUACAGUAUAACAACACACAU
Marasmius oreades (fairy-ring Marasmius) is the source of this 567-nucleotide messenger RNA. RefSeq lists its product as uncharacterized. The transcript has 2 exons. The record is from RefSeq and is a predicted model, not a curated record. Bases 118 to 321 code for a protein of 67 amino acids. Lineage: Eukaryota; Fungi; Basidiomycota; Agaricomycetes; Agaricales; Marasmiaceae.